This is a messenger RNA of Blastomyces gilchristii SLH14081, 2660 nucleotides long. Its product is annotated as mannosyl-oligosaccharide alpha-1,2-mannosidase. The transcript is spliced from 8 exons. NCBI's taxonomy places the organism in Eukaryota, Fungi, Ascomycota, Eurotiomycetes, Onygenales, Ajellomycetaceae. Gene Ontology annotation, molecular function: mannosyl-oligosaccharide 1,2-alpha-mannosidase activity; calcium ion binding. The record is from RefSeq and is a predicted model, not a curated record. Gene Ontology annotation, cellular component: Golgi membrane; endoplasmic reticulum. The coding region runs from base 668 to 2197 and encodes 509 amino acids. Gene Ontology annotation, biological process: carbohydrate metabolic process; N-glycan processing.
GCAGACUCCCUCCCUCCAUGAGACAAUCUCAACUCGCUCCCGUCCACUUCCUGUACUUCAUAUGCAACCGCGUGGUGAGGUGCAUGCACGGCACAUGGUACAAAAUGAGACUCACUUACAUGCCGGACAUUGUCCGCAACUUCUUGACGAAACCUUCCAGUGUUUCACUAGCCAUGGCCGUCUUCCUCUUCCUGGGUUGAUGCCCGGCUUGUAGCUGAUCAAGGACUGAUGUUGGAGUGUUGGAGUGUUGGCGCGGGACCGAUAUGCGGGCCUCUACCAAUGUUCUUGCACGGGUGAUGCUAGAUAUCGCAUGCUCACUGCUGAGACCGUUGUGACCAGCAUGAUCUAGGCAGAGUCCAGGUCAGGAGAACAGGUCCUUGAGAGAAAAUGGCUGCCGUAUCUCUGCGGGUUAAUACUCACCCUGCUGGUACAUUUGUAAUGUACCUUUCUUUACUGGUGGUGGCAUCUGCCAGUCUGUUUUAUACAUGAGACCAAGGAAGGCGCCAAAUUGCUCUCGAUGUGGCUGGCUCCUGCCAGUUCAUUUCGUGCUCGGCUCUUUUCAGAUUUCUCCUUAUGAUUUUUCAUUCUACUACUUCACGAUUAUUUUUAAACAAGUCUUCACUGUUUUGGGGUAGUUGAGGAGCUUAUCGUGACGUAAUCUUCUAAGAUGCGGCAGAUUUCUUUCGGGGUCUUCUUAACAGCGUUCGCCCUGGUCCGAUUCGCAGUUUCGUCCCCAGUACUUCACAAAGAGUAUAUCCGUUCACAGAAGAACGCGGAUAGAGCACAGGAGGUUAAAGACGCAUUUGAAUUUGCUUGGAAUGGCUACAUGGAAUAUGCGUUUCCUCAGGAUGAACUGCGCCCGGUCUCUAACACUGCAAGCAACUCACGAAAUGGCUGGGGUGCUUCAGCCGUCGAUGCCCUUUCCACCGCGAUUAUAAUGGAUAGCCCCGACAUUGUCAAGACGAUUCUAGCGCAUAUCGCGAAGCUUGACUAUUCGAAAACGGACACACAAGUUAGUUUGUUUGAGACCACAAUACGCUAUUUGGGGGGAAUGCUUUCAGGCUAUGAUUUAUUGAGCGAGAAUGAUAUGGGUCAAAACCCUGACCAUAUCGACUCGCUCCUAGCCCAAUCUCAAAAUUUAGCAGAUAUCAUGAAAUACGCGUUUGACACUCCAACCGGUAUCCCGUCGAAUAAUCUGCGCAUAAACAACAAGACGAUGGAUGGCAGGACCUCGAGUGGGAUUGCGGAGGCUGGAACUCUGAUACUCGAAUGGAUGCACUUGUCCGAUCUUACUGGUGAACCAGAGUAUGGCGAACUCGUCGCGAAAGGCGAAUCUUAUCUCCUUCACCCGAAGCCACCAGCGACCGAGCCUUUUCCCGGUCUUAUCGGUUCAGAUAUCAACACAACCACUGGAUAUUUUGUGAAUGCAGAUGUCAGUUGGGGUGGAGGUGCCGAUUCAUUCUAUGAAUAUUUAAUCAAGAUGUUUGUUUAUGAUGAGACUCGGUUUGAACUCUACCGAGACAGAUGGGUUCUCGCGAUUGAAUCGUCGAUUGAACAUUUGAAAUCUACGAUAUCUUCGAACCACGGCGAAUAUACUUAUCUAGCUGGGUUUAGGAACGGCAAACUUGACUUUACUUCCCAGCAUCUAACUUGCUUCAAUGGCGGCAACUUCCUUCUUGGUGGUCAAGUUCUUUGUCGCCAAGAUUUUAUCGACUUUGGCUUAGAGCUCGUCAAGGGUUGUUAUCACUCGUAUCAUUCAACCGCUACAGGAAUCGGUCCAGAAGGGUUCGGUUGGGACCCGAAGAAGGUACCGGACGACCAAAGAAAGCUUUUCGAGGAGGAGGGGUUUUAUAUUACCCACAGCAAUUAUAACCUCAGACCUGAGGUUAUUGAAAGCUACUAUUAUGCGUACAGAGUGACUGGAGACCCCAUGUACCAGGAAUGGGUAUGGGAAGCCUUCGAAGCGGUUCGCAAGAUUUGCCGAACGGAGUCUGGCUUUACCUCAAUUGGCGAUGUAAAUAGUCCAACUGGUGGCAGAAAGUUAGAUUUCCAAGAAAGCUUUCUCUUCGCUGAGGUCUUGAAAUAUGCCUACUUGGCAUUUGCUCCGGAAGCAGAUUGGCAAGUAGCCGGCAAGGGAAAGAACAAGUGGGUUUACACUACCGAAGCCCACCCUUUAAAGGUCCUGACGAAAGCAUAGACUUGACCAAGAGGAGGAGGGCUCUCUGUACGGAGGUAGAGGACAAAAUGUAAUAUUUUCUUCUUAAACAAGUGCCUAUGUAUGCAGGUUGCAACACAGCUGCUGUUUCAUGGGUUUUAUUUUCUCAUACCCAACUCCUAAACUUGCGGGAAUUCGGGAGACACACUUUUUGCCAUUUUCUUUCUUGGUUAUUUGAAGUAUGGGUGGAGUACAUUAAAACAUCAUGCUUCAUGGAUUGCUUUGCAGUGCAUUUGGAACAGAAGCACCAAACUGGAUGAAUUAUGUUUAUGAAGUAAAAUGGGAGAAUUCCUGCCCAAAGCUUAAUAGUUUUUGAAGUAGUAGUGUUCUAAUGGACAGCUACCUUCUAGUCUUAAUUCUCUUAAUAUAAACCCUAGUUUAGAGGAGAGAGAUAGAUACCUUAUCAACGUAGGCUCGGCAGUUGUAAUGAGUCGCUCCAUUGCUG